UUCAGUCGGCAGCUGUGUUCGACGAAGAGAAGACGACACAGAAAAUAGCGAUGGCCGAUUGGUUUGUUGUUCUUGUUCACCGAGUGAGCAUGGGGAGAAUCAUUGACUAUUAUCGCUUCUGUAAUGACUCGCUUGUAAUUUGCAAAACGUGGUCAGAUUCGUGAAACACUACUUUUUAUACCUGUACCUGAGAGUCAACUGCUGCAUUGGGGUUCUUCCAUGGCUUCACUCCAGUCUCUUCUCAAACCCGUUUCUCAUCCACUGAUUAGCCCUACAGAGUUCUUUUACGAUUUUCAAAGACCAUUGCGUUUUGCUCGACUUCUAUCUCUCUCGGUACACGAAUCGCGCAAUUCCCGACAGUUGUCUUCCAGAGGAUUCAGAAUUAGGAGUUCGAUUGCAGAUACUAUUGGUCACUCUUCUGAUGCUCCAGUGCUUAGUAGUUCAGAGGUGCUUGAAAGAUUAAGGGCGAGCCGAGAAAAUCUAGAAAGCCAGCAACAAUUUCUUGCCAUGUAUUCCAGCGUUUUUGGAGGAAUUACAACAGAUCCAGCUGCUAUGGUAAUUCCAAUUGAUGAUCACAUGGUCCACCGGGGACAUGGUGUUUUUGAUACUGCUGCCAUAGUGGAUGGAUAUCUCUAUGAGUUGGACCAGCACCUCGACCGCAUUUUAAGAUCAGCAUCAAUGGCAAAAAUAAACCUCCCAGUCCCAUAUGAUCGGGAGACGAUUAAAAGGAUACUUAUAAGAACUGUGAGUGCUUCUAAGUGUAGGAAUGGAUCACUUCGAUAUUGGCUUUCUGCGGGACCGGGAGACUUUCAACUAUCUUCUUCCGGCUGUUAUGAGCCAUCCCUUUAUGCUGUUGUAAUUCAAGGUAAGCCGCCAUCUCAUCCAAAAGGAAUCAAAGUCAUAACUUCCUCAGUCCCAAUGAAACCACCUCAAUUUGCAAUUAUGAAGAGUGUUAAUUACCUACCAAAUGUUCUUUCAAAGAUGGAAGCAGAAGAAAAGGGUGCUUAUGCAUCCAUUUGGUUGGAUAAUGACGGAUUCAUUGCUGAAGGGCCUAAUAUGAACGUGGCUUUUAUUACAAGUGAUAAGGAGUUUCUGAUGCCUCACUUCGACAAAAUCCUAAGCGGGUGCACAGCUAAGAGAAUUUUAACUCUUGCAGAGCAGCUAGUGAAAGAGGGUAGGCUUCGGAGUAUAAGAUGUGAAAAUUUAACCAUGGAGGAGGGCAAAAAGGCAGAUGAGAUGAUGCUUAUUGGGAGUGGAGUUCUUGUUUGCCCUGUACUGCAGUGGGAUGAGCAGAUUAUUGGUGAUGGAAGAGAAGGUCCAUUGGCUCAAGCGCUUUUAGAUCUUCUUAUCGAGGACAUGAAAUCCGGCCCCUCAACAGUUCGAAUACCAGUUCCAUAUUAAGCCCAGCCUACCAUCUUUCUCUCAGAAUUUGCUGAUACAUUUCCCAUGGAUGCCGCUAGUUCGAGCUACAUGGGGCAGGGAGCCCUCCACGAGUGAUGUGUAAGUGGUGAUUUUGAUGGUUGUUUAAGAAAUAAAUCAUGCUUACUGUUUGGUUCUUAACAAAUAUUUCUUCAGUGAUUGAUAUUUUCAUAACAUAUUUCGAUAAUAUGUCAAAAUAUGCCCAUAUAUAUUGUUUAUAAAAAAAAUUUAAUGAGUUUCCCGCUUGUUAUUCCUUGUUGUGUCUGUGGUGAUUUUGA
This is a messenger RNA of Momordica charantia (bitter melon), 1697 nucleotides long. It is a transcript of the gene ADCL, whose product is annotated as D-aminoacid aminotransferase-like PLP-dependent enzymes superfamily protein. Gene Ontology annotation, molecular function: catalytic activity. Gene Ontology annotation, biological process: carboxylic acid metabolic process. Lineage: Eukaryota; Viridiplantae; Streptophyta; Magnoliopsida; Cucurbitales; Cucurbitaceae. The record is from RefSeq and is a predicted model, not a curated record.